AUGGAGAACAAAUGGAGUGUGGUGGUGAUGAUGAUGUUCGUUCUGGUGGUGAUGGCUCCCAUUGGAGAAGCAAUAAAUCAUAUAUGUGUAUUUAAAUGUGAAUUGACCUGCCGUGAUCCUGAGUUCAAAACUGAAUGCUUCAGACAGUGUAUGAAGGACUGCGAACAUCGACCUUCAAGCAACUUUCACUCAACUUCACACUCGCAGAUGAAGACUAGAGAGAUGGAAGAAAUGAGAGGAUAA
Molecule: messenger RNA, 243 nt
Organism: Eutrema salsugineum
Lineage: Eukaryota; Viridiplantae; Streptophyta; Magnoliopsida; Brassicales; Brassicaceae
Exons: 2
Coding region: 1-243 (80 amino acids)
Source: RefSeq, a predicted model, not a curated record